Messenger RNA from Aspergillus tanneri, 969 nucleotides. Its product is annotated as ACP S-malonyltransferase. Gene Ontology annotation, molecular function: [acyl-carrier-protein] S-malonyltransferase activity. Gene Ontology annotation, cellular component: mitochondrion. Gene Ontology annotation, biological process: fatty acid biosynthetic process. The transcript has a single exon. The record is from RefSeq and is a predicted model, not a curated record. NCBI's taxonomy places the organism in Eukaryota, Fungi, Ascomycota, Eurotiomycetes, Eurotiales, Aspergillaceae. The coding region runs from base 1 to 969 and encodes 322 amino acids.
AUGGAUGCUAUAUUAGGAUUUCGCCUGUCUCGAAUCAUCUCUGAAGGGCCGAAUUCAGAACUGAACAAAACCGAGAAUUCUCAGCCUGCUAUAAUGGCAACGUCGAUUUUAAUUCUUCGUAUUUUGGAAGAGGAGUUCGGCUUCGACUCAAAAUCGCGAGUGGAUGUUACCCUUGGACAUAGUUUAGGCGAGUUUUCUGCUCUAGUUGCUGGGGGUUAUCUUGGUUUUAGCAACGCCCUCCAGAUCGUUCGACGACGCGCCGAGAUUAUGGCCCAAUGCACUCGUCACGCAUCUGAACAAUCUGGUGAGAGUUAUGGUAUGGUUGCAUUGAUUUGUGAACCUGAUCAUCUAGACGAGCUACUCAUGACUAUUCGUGAAUUUAUUGGCCUUGUGCCGCCUGGCGUGAUGGAUGAUUCGAGCAACGGGAUUCCGCCGAUCGAGCAUGUGAUGAUUGCAAAUAUAAACUCCAGUAAUCAGAUAGUACUGAGUGGCAGCAUUGAAAGGAUAAAGGCUCUUCUCGUUCAGCUUCGCCAAUUUGGAGGGCACGAUCCGCGUGCUGUGAGAUUGAACAGCGAGAGCCCGUUCCACAGCCCCAUCAUGGCGCCUGCUGCAGAUUACAUGAAAUGUACACUUGAUAACACGAACAUCAACUUUCCAACACAAAUACCAUGUAUAUCGAACGUUUCUGGCCGGCCCUUCGACUCCAAGGGGCAAUUAAAGAUGCUGUUGUCGCAACAGUGCGUUCGUACAGUGAGAUGGUGGGACAGUAUCCGGUUUUUGGAUCAAGAGAAAGGAGUAAAGCGAUGGAUAGGCAUAGGCCCCGGCAAAGUUGGUAGAAACUUGGUAGGGAAGGGAGUAGGUAAGGUUAUGACAAAAGGAGGUGGUGUUUGGGCUAUUUAUGAUCCUCGAGAGCUUGAGAGCAUCAUAAACGCAUUGGAACAGACAGAAUUCCAUGUUUUAGGUCAUUAA